Messenger RNA from Rotaria sordida, 489 nucleotides. NCBI's taxonomy places the organism in Eukaryota, Metazoa, Rotifera, Eurotatoria, Philodinida, Philodinidae. The record is from the annotation of a GenBank genome assembly.
AUGAAGCUUAUACUCGUCUUCGCUUUUUUGGCUCUUAUUUGUAUGGCUCGAACAGCACCGACGCCAUCAUCAACAUCACGUGUACUUAUUUUACCUGAUUAUCAUGAAGAAAACGACCAUGAAGAUAAAACUCAUACAAAUAUUGACAAUAAUCAUGAUGAGGAGGAGGAUGAAGAUGAACAUCCAUCAACAACAACAACUAUUCGUUCAACUCCUGGAUUUCCAUCAAGAAAUCCUGAUUUAAUACCAACGCGACGACCAAUACGAACUCAACGUACAUCAUCAAUACAAACAACAUCUACUUUUGGUGUUGAUGAUGAUGAUAUAGAAACUAUUGAUGAAUAUAACGGCGAUUAUAGACAUUUUCAAGAUCUUCGUAAAUAUCUCCAACAAAUAAUUGAAGAAUUUAGAAAAAUGGUUCGAAAAAUAAUGGGUUCUGAUUUUGGUGAUACAUCACAACAGAAUUCAAUCAAUCAAUAUGAUCAUUAA